Molecule: messenger RNA, 2902 nt
Organism: Coffea eugenioides
Lineage: Eukaryota; Viridiplantae; Streptophyta; Magnoliopsida; Gentianales; Rubiaceae
Product: transcription factor LHW-like
Exons: 12
Coding region: 537-2723 (728 amino acids)
Biological process (GO): regulation of DNA-templated transcription
Molecular function (GO): DNA-binding transcription factor activity; protein dimerization activity
Source: RefSeq, a predicted model, not a curated record
CAGUCAUCAGUACUCAGCGGUAUUUUAUAUAUUUGCGUACUUGCUCUCCGAGCCCCACGAAAGCGUGCUUCCUCUCUCGAAACUCAAAAGCUUUGGAGACCCAAGCAGGCGCCUCGUUCUCGUUCUCGUUCUCUCCCUUUCUGCUGGUUUUGUUAACUUGCAAUUUGCAGUUUGCUCCAGACCUAGCAGUUCUCGCCGGUGGCGGCGGCGAUUGCGCGAAAAUUUCAAAACCGAUAGAUGGAGGCAAACGAGUUUGAACUUUACAAUUCCCCAAUCCUCUAGGUGUUCCUUUUCUUGUCUGUCCUACAUUAGCAGUUUUAUCGGCUUUAGCACGUGCUUGUCAAAAGAAGGUUCUCAAGAUAUGGACAUUUUGUUAUUGACUUCAAUGGAGCCUCCAAUGAAACGAAGAGCUGGUCUAUGGAUUGUACAGGCAGGACGAGGAUCCUAUCGGGGCAGUUAGUGAGGGUUUUUAGUGAUUAUUUGGCGCUUAUUAUUGCAAUACUGGUUUUUAUUUCCUGGAAAGGUAAGAUAAAUAAAUGGGGUCAACUUCUUUGAGGCAGUUCCUGCAGAGUCUUUGCUGCAAUUCUCCCUGGGACUAUGCGGUUUUUUGGAAGUUUCAGGAGCAUCAAAAUGAAAUGCUUCUGGUAUGGGAUGAAGGACUAUUUGACUUUUCAAGACCAAUGGAUCCCAUGGAAGGCAUGAUGAGUUCUUUUUCUUUGAACAGCUCAUAUGAGAGGUUAACCUCAGCUUGUGUAUCUGGUACACAAAAUGGAAGUUUAAGUGACUGUCCAAUUGCAGUUGCAAUGGCUGAAAUGUCAAAUACUUAUUAUGUAGUCGGAAAGGGGCUUGUAGGUGAAGCGGCAUAUACAGAGUGCCCAAGCUGGAUUUUUGUUGAUAACUUUAUGGCUGGUGGAUUGAGCUCUAAUGUGGUUUCAGAGUAUCCGGAGGAGUUGCUUCAUCAAUUUGUUGCAGGUGUAAAGACUAUGUUGCUAGUGCCUUUAAUUCCACAUGGAGUAUUACAACUUGGGUCACUGGAUGUGGUACAAGAAGAUGCAGGACUGGUGGUCCAUGUGAAAAACAAAUUUUGUGGUCAACAACUUGCAGCAUGCUUUUCACCUUUUAGGGCGGUUAGAAUUUCUCCAGUUCAACCAACAGAUCUGAUGUCUAGUUACAUGGAGAAUUUAGGUGAAUCUUGCAUGGGCAUCUUUGAGAUUGAUGAAGAUCAUAAGGUUUUGGGCAAUUUUGGUAUGGAAGGCCAGCACAUGACAGCUACAAAUCAACUCAUGUCCAUGUUCCAAGAUUCACAUCAGAUCUUCAGUGAAGAUAUGACAAAAAUAAUUGGCAAGGAAACCAAAAGUAAAAUUAACAUGGACUCAGUCAAUCUAAUAGAUUUUGCAGAGCCGUUCAACCAUGAAAUAUGGGAAAAUAGUGAAUUAGAGGUGGUAAAGAAUCUCUUUGGAUCUUCUUGUCUUGAUGAAGAAUUAGCAUGCUUAUCUAACUUUAGCGGCUACAGUACAAGCAAUCUGGGUAACCCUGUUGAUAAGAUUAUGCAAUCUUACUCAAAUAAUGGUAUAGUGGAAUCUUCAUUUGGGGUGAAUGAUUGUCAGAAUGAAAGCUAUGGAAGUGGAAGCCAAAAUUUGAAUUUUCCCUCCGACUGUGAACUGCACAAAGCACUUGGUCAAAUCCUACUGAACCAUAGGGAUCUGAAUUUGUUAGAUGAUAGUGCAGCUGCAAGCUCUAUUUUCAAAGAAGAUAUUAUCAACAUCGAUGCCCCUUCAGCUUGCAAAUAUGGUACAAGCUAUCUAAACAAGACAGAGCAUCUCAUGCAUGCCGUUAUUCCUAAGACGAAUAGCAUCUCAGGUGAUAAUUCAUCUAAUAGGGAAUCAUGUUCUGGAGAAUCAAUUAUGUCAUCCUUCAUGAGAUUAGGUUCUAGACAGGUGGAACAAGGUGCCUUGACAGAAGACAAUCAAGUUAAAUUGAGUUGUGUGACCUCAGCUUUCAGUAGGGACAAGAAUUCUGCACUGAAAGUGUCAUCUUCAGCAUCUUCAUUUGGGUGCAUGAUAAAUGCAUUGCUUGAAGAACGACCUAAGAAAAAUGGGAAUGUUCCCAUCCGCUCCACAAAAGGCUCAAAGUUUACUGAUGCAAACAAACAGAGAGCACGAUCUGGUGAGAAUCAGAAACCUAGACCAAGAGAUAGGCAGCUGAUUCAAGAUCGGAUCAAAGAGUUGCGUGAACUUGUCCCAAAUGGAACAAAAUGUAGCAUUGAUGGUCUCCUGGAUAGGACCAUUAAGCACAUGCAAUUCUUGGCUCGUGUAACUGAUCAGGCAGAUAAAAUAGGGAAGCACGUUGUGAAGAAGGCAUGGAAUCAGAAGGAUAUAAAAUUACCCAAAGUUGAGAGCAACACACAAGAUGGGGCAAGUUGGGCUCUGGAAUUUGAAAAUGAGGAACAAACUUGCCCUAUAAUUGUGAAAGAUCUCGAAUGCCCAGGGCACAUGCUUAUAGAGAUGCUCUGCAAUGACCACGGCCGCUUUCUAGAAAUUGCUGAUGUUAUUCAUCGUUUGGAAUUGACUAUCUUGAAGGGUGCCAUGGAAAAGCGGCCCGAUGAAAGUGCCUGGGCUCACUUCAUUGUCGAGGCCUCGGAGAGCUUCCACCGGCUAGAUAUUUUCUGGCCUUUGAUGCAGCUCUUGCAGCAAAAUCGUACCCAAAUUUCCAGCAAGAUAUAAAAUAUUCGACUGGGUGAGAAAAUCAUCUCUAGCUAUCUUUCUUUCAAGUUUAUCAAAGCAAGGUCAUGCAUGUUGUUUCAUGGCGUGGAAAUAAAAUGUAACCCAAAUACUGCAGGCUCUCGACUGCUGCGUUCCUCUCUCGCUUUAUUUAUAUGUAUGUUUAUUUUUUAUUGUUAUCA